AUGGUUGAUUGUAAGGUUGCGUCCGAAAAUGGCGAGCUAUCAUCCAAGGCACAGGAAAUGCUUCGCAAAUUUGAUACAAUGAUAAAUAGUUCAUACGUGGAACGGUAUUGGACUUUGACUCGAGUAAACGAGGAGUGCGAAAAAACUCGUUCAGAAGAAAUUAUUUCUAACGAAAAAGAA
Molecule: messenger RNA, 180 nt
Organism: Acaulospora morrowiae
Lineage: Eukaryota; Fungi; Glomeromycota; Glomeromycetes; Diversisporales; Acaulosporaceae
Source: the annotation of a GenBank genome assembly